GUUCUUUUGAAAAAAAUCAGCUGUUUGACACCAAAAAAAAAAUCAAAAGAGGAAAGAUUAGCUCAAGCUAAAUAUGUUGUAGUCUAAGUGAUAGGCUGUUGUUCAUUAAUAAAUAAUAUAAAAAAGUAUUUGUUGUAAUGUCUAUUUAAUGCUCGUCUAACACAGUAAUGACUUUAAAUGAUCAUUUUGGGGGUAAUUUCUCAGGCAAUGUUCAUGUUUGUUUAAAUGCGAUUAAUUAGAUAAAUUAAUCGUCACAUCAUGUAUUUAAUUAGCUUAAAAAUUUUGAUCGACUGACAGCCCUACUAUAAAUACAUGUAGAUACAUGUAGAUUGUUUUAUGACAGACUCAGUCCUUCUCAGCAUAGAGGAUACCAGGGUUGCAUCCUGGAGAGGUGUCUAUCCUGUUCCCUAAGAAGGGAAUGAAACGCAGCAUCAUGGCUUGAAGCCAUGGGAACACACUUCAGAGAACCAGUGUUUGAAGCACGCGUGAACACAUCAAUAUAUUGGCUAAAACAGGGUCAGUGACACUGAUGGGCAUCAGCAAAGGCAUCUACCUUAUGUACCACCAAGAUUCUAAUUGUCUGAAGGAAGACGCUGGGCAUGCUUGAUGUAUGAUGCACUGCAGCGAUCAGCCAUAGGGGUCAUCUAUGAAUUGAAGAUGAGUGUCAUAAUUGAGACACCACCAUUGCAGAAGUCUGAUUUGCCAAGAAUCACCACCCAUGGAGACCAGUUAAAGAGAAUAAAUGUAAAUGAACACAUUAAAAAGAACAUGCUUUUAUGUGACCUUGUGCAGCAGUGUGGAGGUAGAUAUCAUGUAUUUAAUAACAAAGACCUGGGUAACAGAGACCAGGUCUGUGUGCUGCUGUGGAAGAUAGAGAGAAUGGAGAAGGAGAAUAGAGGAGAAAACAGAAUGAAGAGCAAAGAGGAAGAACAUAAACAAACAAAAAAAGAAGAACUAAGACAAGAUACUGCUGCUACUAGUGGUGGUGCCACUGAUGGUUUUAGUGGUGGUAAUGCUGCUGUUGGAGGUGCUGCUGCUGGUGCUGGUAGUUGCACUACUGGAGGUGCUGCUGCUGUUGCCAGUGCUUCUAUUGGUGCCUCUGCUGGUGCUGAUGUGUGUGCUCCUGGAGGUGCUUUUGCUGGUGCUGGUGGUGGUGGCACUGCUGGUGUUGGAGGUGCUGCUGCUGGUGCUGGUAGUUGCACUACUGGAGGUGCUGCUGCUGUUGCCAGUGCUUCUAUUGGUGCCUCUGCUGGUGCUGAUGUGUGUGCUCCUGGAGGUGCUUUUGCUGGUGCUGGUGGUGGUGGCACUGCUGGUGUUGGAGGUGCUGCUGCUGGUGCUGGUAGUGGUGCUACUGGAGAUGAUGCUGCUGCUGCUGCUGGGUGGUGUUGCUGGAGGUGCUGCUGCUGUUGCUAGUGUUACUGCUGCUAUUGUUGCUGCUGUUGGUGUUCUGCUUUCAAUAAGUUUUUGUUGCAGAUGUUGGUGCAGAUGUUGGCUGGACAAUAUAUAUGUAAAUGCUUAAACUUUUGGGUACAUUUGUUGGCAUUACUGCUUUUGUUGGUUAUCUGAUGAAGUGUUUUCUAAACUGUUACCUGUAAAGAGUUUUCAAACAAUAAUGGUUUCCUGUAAUAAAAUGA
Messenger RNA from Hemibagrus wyckioides, 1634 nucleotides. Its product is annotated as circumsporozoite protein-like. Gene Ontology annotation, molecular function: GTP binding. Lineage: Eukaryota; Metazoa; Chordata; Actinopteri; Siluriformes; Bagridae. The record is from RefSeq and is a predicted model, not a curated record. Bases 607 to 1413 code for a protein of 268 amino acids. The transcript has 2 exons.